This is a messenger RNA of Episyrphus balteatus (marmalade hoverfly), 395 nucleotides long. RefSeq names its product inducible metalloproteinase inhibitor protein-like. The transcript has 2 exons. Bases 85 to 381 code for a protein of 98 amino acids. The record is from RefSeq and is a predicted model, not a curated record. NCBI's taxonomy places the organism in Eukaryota, Metazoa, Arthropoda, Insecta, Diptera, Syrphidae.
UAUUACCCAUCAAAAACUUGACUAUAAAACGAACUUGCAAAAAUUAUAUAGUUUAAGUCUGAUUUGUUCAAACAAACUGAGAAGAUGUCUAAGCUGAUCAUUUUACUCGUUAUCGCAUUUAUUAUUGUAAACACAUCCAAUGGAUCACCAGUUACUCCAGCUCCAACAACCUGCAAUGUGAAUGAAGUUUACCUACCUCAAGGAAAGGCACCAAACUGUGAUACUGUUUGCAAUACAUUAGGAGAGAAAUGCAAUGUAAAUUUCAUAUGGGCACCAUUUGGUUGUUAUUGUGUUGAGGGUUAUGCUAGAGAUGGUAACAAUAUGUGCAUACCAAUAAGACAAUGUCCACCAAAGAACUCAAAUCCUUGCAAUAGUUGUUAGAAGAAAAUAAAUUU